This is a messenger RNA of Coregonus clupeaformis (lake whitefish), 1343 nucleotides long. RefSeq names its product phosphoenolpyruvate carboxykinase [GTP], mitochondrial-like. The transcript is spliced from 3 exons. NCBI's taxonomy places the organism in Eukaryota, Metazoa, Chordata, Actinopteri, Salmoniformes, Salmonidae. Gene Ontology annotation, cellular component: mitochondrion; cytosol. The record is from RefSeq and is a predicted model, not a curated record. Gene Ontology annotation, molecular function: manganese ion binding; GTP binding; phosphoenolpyruvate carboxykinase (GTP) activity. Gene Ontology annotation, biological process: propionate catabolic process; cellular response to glucose stimulus; cellular response to dexamethasone stimulus. Bases 1 to 639 code for a protein of 212 amino acids.
AUGGUGGGCUGGGAGCCACAGGAGGGAGCCAUCGACCUGCAGGGCCUGGUCAGCAAGGUGGACAUGGGCACCCUCUUCAACGUUGUGUACGAGUCGUUUAAUUGGCGUCACGGUGUGUUUGUGGGAGCCUCUAUGAGGUCUGAGGCCACAGCAGCUGCUGAGUACAAAGGCAAGGUCAUAAUGCACGACCCCUUCGCCAUGCGCCCCUUCUGUGGCUACAACUUCGGGGACUACCUGGCCCACUGGCUGAGCAUGGAGACCCGCAAGGGCCCCACCCACCUGCCCAAUAUCUUCCAUGUCAACUGGUUCCGCAAGGACCCCACGUCGGGCUCCUUCCUCUGUCCGGGCUUUGGCGACAACGCCCGCGUUCUGGAGUGGAUCUUCAAGCGCUGCAGCCGCGAGAGGGAGGAUGAGGCGGCCAGGAAGAGCAUGGUGGGCUGGGUGCCACAGGAGGGAGCCAUCAACCUGCAGGGACUGGGCAGCAAGGUGGACAUGCGUGCCCUCUUUGACCUGCCCAAGGCCUUCUGGGAGAAGGAGACCCAGGAGCUGAGGGCAUACUUUACCGAGCAGGUGGGAGCCGACCUCCCCCAACAGGUGGAGGGAGAGCUGAAGGCUCUGGAGGACAGGGUCAGGAAUUGAGAGGUGGAGGGACCAGAUGAUUCAGAGAGAGAAGAGAGAAAGUAUGGACUAUUGGACACUACACUAUGCUGAUGCUGCAAUAUGGUGGGGAUGGGGAUAUGGUGGGACUGACAGAAAAGGGACUAACAAGCUAAUUGCAGUUUGGUGGAAACUGCUUUUCCUAUAUGUGGGUACAUGUAAACCAACGUUUCUAAAUUGUAAGAAAAUACAAUGAUAUGAUGCGACUGCAUCACUGACGAAUGCAGUUCGGCCGCCACUCACUGUCAGUGGCUAUAUGAGUAGAUAUUAGGUGAUAUUAGCAGAAUCAGUGUUUAGCAGUACCUUACUGACAUCUUGCAAUAAAGGCAUUGGAUGUUUUCUAACUAUAGCCCAAAGAAUCAUCUAAUCAUGACAAGCUUUAAUAUCCAUAUUAAUUUCAACAUUUUUGCAGAAUGUUACGUCAAUAUCCUUUUAUUUGCUCACUAGUCCCUGGGAUUACUGAAUGACCAUUGGCUUGGACCAUGUGGAGGAAAUACAUCUGGUUGGCUCGGGGGGAAAGAUUAAUUAGCAUUUUUUCUCACUUUUAUAUUAAUAAAUAUGAUUAUAAUCUAAUGUUUACACACAAGAUAUGCAAACUGUUGGACCAAUAAAACUGAGAUUUAAUGGAAAUUGAACGUAAAGGUUUUUAUUACAGUGCAAUUAAUAAACAUCAAAUUCAGCCUCAA